ACAAAACAUCAAAGCACAGACAAAAUGACUUCCAACGUGUUGCCUCUUUUCUGGCCGCUCUCGAAUUUAAGCAAGGAGACCCGGCUCACAGCUUCUGCAAAUCUUGUGUCUUCCCUUGAAUCUUUCCAACGGUCCUUCUCUCAGAACGCCGGUUCCUCAAAGGGCAAGGAAAUUGAGGACGACGAUGAGGAUGAAGAGUCAGCAAGCGAUAGCGAAGAGUCUGGAAUGGAAGUAGAUGCGAGCGACGAUGAGGAAGAAAAUGACGAGAAGCACAGUCAGGCGGCAAAAUUGGACAGGCAGUUGAGCAAGGACAAUGCAGAGGAUGUUGUCUACAGUGUCAAGCGACUCGUGCGAGGCUUGGGUAGCUCUAGAGAAAGUAGCCGUCUUGGCUUUGCGGUUGCUCUAACAGAGUUGCUUUCUCGUAUACCAACUGUCACCGCUCGACAAGUCUUUUCACUUGUCAUCCGCAAUUCUCAAUACAGCAAGAACAUGAAAGGCUCUGACGAAAGAGACAUGAUGUUUGCCCGUCUUUUCGGUAUGACAGCCAUUGUUCAAUCCCAGAGUCUUUUCGCUCCUAGUGCCACAAAGGAUGACUUCCGAGGCGUUAUCGAAGAGCUUGAGAAGCUUGGACAGGCAAAGGCGUGGAUGAGGGAAAGCGCUUGGUGGGCUCUGGUGCAAAGCGUUUUGCUCCUUUUGGAAAGUAGGGUGCAAUGGAAGGAGGACGCUCUGCGGGAAGUGAUUGAUGUGGUGUUUGAAGAGAAGGGUUGGACUCAGGAGAAGGUAGCUUUGGUACUUACCUUGGAGCAAUCUGGUCUCGACAUUGACUGGAAGACUCACCUGGCUCCUACCUUCAAGCAUACCCCUUUACUUAACACUCACAACCUCGUCACCCUCAGUCGAAUUCUCAAGGAGACCAGUGGAGACGAGGAAGAUGGUGUUUCAGCAACCAUCACUGGUUCUUGGAAACCCCAGCUUCACUUUGUCUGGAAUAUCAUCCUCGAUCGGUACUUUGGGCCCUCCGCCCUUUCCACAACCCUCGCGUCCUUCCAAGACUUUUUCCGCGUCGUUGUUGACGAAUCCCUUUUCUCCAAUACUUCUUCUCCCCAGCGUCGAUACUGGGGCUUUCAAGUGUUUGAACGAGCCCUUCCUCUUUUGCCGUCUUCUCAGAUGCCUCUUAUUUUUACUCCGAACUUUAUGCGAUGCUGGAUGAACAAUCUCUCCUCACCCGAUCGUUAUCUUCACAAAGCUGCUCAGCAAAUUGCCAAAAAAGUGCAAGACAUUAUCAAAGAGAACCCCAAGGUUGGUUACACAUUGCUUUCUCAGCUUGUAGGUAAACAUGGUCGACCCGAUUUCGACAAAGUCACCAAGACAAAGACUGUCGAGUCAAUUAUGGGGAAACUCAACGAAAAGGGUGUGAGAGAUUUUGUCGACUUUUUGAAAGAAACUAUUCUCGGUGCUUCUUCUCAUGAAAACCUGGAUGCUGCGAGACUGGCGGAACGUCGUUCUUGGGCGCUCGAUCAGAUCCAGGCUCUGUGCAGGAACGGUUCUGUCCCCAAGGACGACGCCUGGGUUGCUCCUCUCUUCGAUUUCCUUCUUGUGCACGGAUUCUUUAUCAUUAGAAGCGUCAACAAGAAAAGCCCUAUCACCGCCAUACAUACUGUUCCUAAACCUCCUCUUUCCGAAAAUACGUCUAUUGCUUGUCGCGCGAAAUUCUUUGCCUGUGCAGUGGAGUUGACUACAGCGUCGAUUCCUAGAAAAAAUGGGUCUGAAGAUUCCAAAGCUCGUCAGCAAGGGUGCGAUGCUUCCGGUAGGCUCUGGCUCCGUCGAGCCAUUGACAUCAUUUCAAUCCUUGUGGAUGAUAAAAAGCACGUUGAGGUCAUCGCAGAUGCCGAUGAAGAGAUCAAAUCAAUCAGAAAUGCGGCUCUGGAGAGUCUCUCUUCUUUGGACAAGGUUAAGGAAGACCGAAAAUCGAUUUCUAGGGCUUUUGAAAUUCUUAUCUCCUUCUUCAUCUUACAGACUUACGAUGAAGUUGAAGAUUCCUUGGAGAACCUCGAGGAGGUCAACACAGCUGCUCAGCAGUACUUGGGCCAGAAAGAGGAAGAGGAAACACAGGCCGCUGACAUGUUGCUCGACGUGCUCAUUGCUCUGCUCGAUAAAGGUUCCAGUGAUUUGCGUAACCUUGCAAAUCUGGUCUUUGAUAUUAUUUCCCCAGAACUUACGAAAUCCAGUUUAAAUCUUUUGUCUGCUCAACUUGAACAAUCCGCAGCUGAAGCCGCUGCAAACGAAUCUGCGGAAGAGAGUGACGAGGAUGCCGAUGGUGACGAUGCUGCGUCUGAUAGCGAUGGUGGAGAGGCCAAUGAGGAAGAUGAGGACGAGGAAGAAGACGAGGAGCAUGAUGAGGAUCUGGGGGAUGUUGACCCUGCAUUCAGACAGAGAGUUGCCGAAGCUCUCAAAGUGUCCGGCAUGGAUGCCGGCGAGGAUGUCGAAGAAGGUUCCGAGGCCGAGUCAGAAGAAUACUGGGACGAUGAUCAGAUGAUGAAGGUCGACGAACAGCUUGCUCAGGUCUUCCGUGAAAGAGCAGCCGCUGCCUCCAAGAAUGAUAUGAAGCACAUCCUGACCGAAUCUAUUCAUUUCAAGAAUCGUAUUCUCGACUUCUACGACACUUACGCCAAGCGUCAACCAACCAAUCCCCUCAUUAUCGAUGUCAUCCUCACGCUUUUGAAGCUCAUUCGCUCCGGUGGCGUUUCUGAAGCUGAGGUCACAAACAAGGCCGCGGGCAUCCUUCGAAGCAAGUUCAACAAACCGAAAGAUGUCCCGUCCACUGUCAAUAUCGAGGCAGCCUCUGAGAGUCUUAAGACCAUUCAUUCGAUGGCGCAGAAGGCUCAUUCCGCCGAGUUUUCUACAUUGUGCAGUCUGUGCUCGCUUUUUGUUUCUCGAGCAAUCGAUGCUUCUGGUAUUUCUUCCAAUUCGGCAACUUCUACCGUCGUUGAGAUUUACCGCGCCACUCUCAAAGACUUCAUAAUCCGCAAAGCAUCACUUGUGCAUCCUCCAUUCCUUCUCGAGUUUGUGAAGCGGUUCCCUGUCCGUGCAUUCUCUCUCUACCACGACCUUGUCUCCUACGUGGCCCCAGGCGCCGCCGUCAACGCAUUUAGGCAAUUACAGGCUUAUAAUGCUCUCCAAAUCCUUGCUCAGCAUCUUCCGGUCAUCUCUAAAUCCGUAUCCCCAACUGAGGUAAUUAAAUUCGUCCAAGAAGCCAGCGAAAGCGUUUUCACUACCCUUGAAACUGCUGCCGAAGCUAAUUCGGACUCCAAGGAUGCUUUGAAUGCCCAAAAGCUUAAAGAUGUUGUCAAAUUUGCUCUUCAGCUUGCUAGAAACAGCAAGAAUGUAGGUAUCUCUUGGGAUAUAAGGAGAGUCAGCGAGGUCGGUGAAACGCUGAAACACGGCAGGAGAACAAAAGAAAUGAAGGGUGUCCACAGUAUGUGGAUACAGUUGGAGGCUAUUUUGAGCAACAAAAAGGGUGAAAAGCGUAAGAGAUAGAGGAUUACAGAGGGAGAAAAGGGAGUUGGAUAGAGGAGACGGAAGAGCGUUGAGGAGAGAUACGAAUUAAUAGAACAUGCUUCACAUCUGUUAACUUUUCCAUGUUAGUUUUUUUUUCCUUCGUUUCCAUCGUUUCAUCUGUAUAUCGUUAUCGUCCAGAACCAGCUUUCGCCUUUUACCUCCUGGGUUCGCCAUCGGCUCUGUGGUGUUUAAGUAAAAGUCAUUAUAGUCAUACGAAGAUUCU
This is a messenger RNA of Cryptococcus deneoformans JEC21, 3781 nucleotides long. RefSeq names its product DNA-directed DNA polymerase, putative. The record is from RefSeq and is a predicted model, not a curated record. Gene Ontology annotation, biological process: regulation of DNA-templated transcription. The transcript is spliced from 9 exons. Bases 25 to 3537 code for a protein of 1170 amino acids. Lineage: Eukaryota; Fungi; Basidiomycota; Tremellomycetes; Tremellales; Cryptococcaceae. Gene Ontology annotation, cellular component: nucleolus. Gene Ontology annotation, molecular function: transcription factor binding; rDNA binding.